AUUUAACUUACACUCAUUCAAUAUCCUCUAUUUAUUUUAGGAUACAAGAACUUAAAGAAUCACUUAAUGAGAAAGAUAAAGAUGUAGAGGAGAAAAGCAAUGUGAUUGCCGCUUUGGAAAAGCAAUGCAAAAUGGAGAGUGACAAACUUGAGCAAAUAUGUAAAACAAGUAAUGAAAGGAUACAAAAACUUGAAAAAACACUGAAUGAGAAAGAUAAAGAUGUAGAGGAGAAAAGCAAUGUGAUUGCCGCUUUGGAAAAGCAAUGCAAAAUGGAGAAUGAGAAACUUGAAGAAAUAUAUAAAACAAAUAAUGAAAGGAUACACAAACUUGAAGAGAAACUAUGUAAGAAAGAACGAGAAAUAACGGCGAAGAAUCAGGCGGUUGCAACUUUGGAAAGUCAAUGCGAAAUAAAUAAGCAAGAGGUCAUGAAAAUACAAAUCAGUAUAAUUUUGAAAUCAUGCAAAACAAAAAAGUACAAGGAGAGCAAGCAAGUGAAAUAAAACGUUUACAAAAAUAUGAGGAAAUUCAUCCAGCUCUCCAAGCUAAACGUGAUGAAUUACAAAAGAAAUUGGACAACUACGGGACAACGUUAGCUAAAGCUAACGGCAAAAUAAAACAGCUAACGAAUGAGUUACGCACAGCAGGAAAGGAAAAAGAAGAACUAUUGCAUCGGUACGGUUUUAUUUGUUUCCUCAUUU
Molecule: messenger RNA, 698 nt
Organism: Ruditapes philippinarum (Manila clam)
Lineage: Eukaryota; Metazoa; Mollusca; Bivalvia; Venerida; Veneridae
Exons: 6
Coding region: 132-500 (122 amino acids)
Source: RefSeq, a predicted model, not a curated record